Paramecium sonneborni is the source of this 1356-nucleotide messenger RNA. NCBI's taxonomy places the organism in Eukaryota, Ciliophora, Oligohymenophorea, Peniculida, Parameciidae. The record is from the annotation of a GenBank genome assembly.
AAUUAUUUUACCAUGAUUCAUAAUCAGAAUAGAAAUCCAAUAUCAGAUCCCUAUGGUCUUGAAGAUUAACUUGCUAGAGAAUUAUAGAAAAGAAAAGUAGAAGAAGAAAAAAGAAGAAGAGAAAUUGAAAGAAUUUGUGCUGAAAGUGAAGAAAUCAAAUUGUUAAAAUAAAAAGUACAAACAGCAUAUGUUACAAAAGAGAGAACACAAUAAUUAGCAGAAUAACAAUUAAGAAGAAUAUAAGACUUGGUAUAUUUAGACAGUUAUAUUUUAAUUAAUAGAAAUAAGAAAGUGAAAUAGAAACAGCUAUUCUUGAAAAAUUAAAAAGAGAAUAAGAAGAGGAAAGAGCCAAAGAAAAAUACCGAUUGAACUAAAGGUUAGAAGGAAAAUAUGUAAUAUUAAUUAUCAUAUCAAUUUUUAGACUUUAUAAAAGUAAAUGAAAGAACAUGAAUAAUUAAGAGAAGAAGCAAAAGAGCAAUAUCUUUAUGAAAAAGAUUAAGUGAAUAGAGUUAUAAAUUAAUUAAUGUAAGAGGAUAGAAAAUUUUUGGAAGAUUCAGCAAGAAAAAAGAAAAUAGCAUUUUCUGAUAUGUAAGUAGCAUUAAGAGAAAAAGCAGAACUUAUAUAAAGAUUGAAAUAGAAAGAAAGAGAUGAAAAUUAGAAAUAUUUAGAUUUCAUUAAAGAAAAAGAUAGAUAGGCAAAUGAAAUAAAAAUUAAAAAAUUGGAAGAAAAUGCAGCAAAGUAUAAUUUUAGAUAUAUUUUAGAGAUAAAAUAUUCUAAAAAUUGAAAGAAGAGGAGGAGAGAAGGAGAUAAGAAGCAGAAUUAUUAACAGAAUUAAGAUUCUAACUUUAUUAAGAAUAAUACGAUGCUUAAUAAAGAUAAAAAGAUAUUGAUGAAGCAAAUAAAAGAGAAUUUUAAAAGAGAGAAAUGUAAUAGGCAGAAUAGGAAGCAAGAAUUAGAAAAUAAAGAUAGAGAGAAGAAGAAUAAUAAUUAGAAAGAGAUUUUAGAGAUUAAAUGAUGAAGAAAUUCGCUGAAGAUGAUAAACUAGAAUAAUUAGGAUAAUAAAAAAGAAGAAUGAAAGAAAUGGAACAUAAAAAAGAAGUAGAAAGAUUAUGGUAAUAAAGAUUACACUUAUUUUAAAUGGAAAAAUAGAAAGAAAUGGAAUAAUUAGAAAGAUAAAGAAGAGAAGAAUAAUAUAAAUAAUAAGUAAUAGAAGAAGAAAAGAAUCGAAUAUUAUAAGAACAUUUAUAGUAAGUCGGAGAAUUUAUUCCUAAAGGUUUAUUAUUAAAAUAGGGAGAUACACAAUAUAUUAAACAGUCAUAGCCAAAUGGAAGUUAUUAAUCUGGAUUUAGAUUAUGA